Micromonas commoda is the source of this 1986-nucleotide messenger RNA. RefSeq lists its product with no specific name. Gene Ontology annotation, biological process: circadian rhythm; regulation of DNA-templated transcription. Bases 1 to 1986 code for a protein of 661 amino acids. The transcript has a single exon. The record is from RefSeq and is a predicted model, not a curated record. Lineage: Eukaryota; Viridiplantae; Chlorophyta; Mamiellophyceae; Mamiellales; Mamiellaceae.
AUGACGACGCGUAACGACGAUACAUCUCCCGAUGUUGCAAAAAAGACAAAAGGGAAGAGAUCCAAGCUCAAUCAGCGCCGCCCGAGCUCUCAGAAGGACGCCCCUAGGGCCGGAGCUUCCACUCACGGCCAACGGAACGUCAACGAGGAGGGAGGCGGCCCCGGACUUGCCGGAGCCCCGCAGAACGCACAUCCGAGCAACAACAUCUUUGGGUCGGGAGAUAUCGGCGACAUGGGCAACGAAUCCGACUUGGACGGGGGGUUGAUGCAGCAGGGAUCCCCAACGUUGUUGUCAGCUCUCAAGGGCUCGAGCCUACGCGCGAGCGCGUACGGGCAAGACUUCACCACGUCAUUCAAAGAAGACGACAUGAGCCUCUUGGGAGAGUUCAAGAACGCAGCUUCGCGCUUCACACAGCUAAACCCGCUCGGUAGUUCAAUCGAUGGCUUGACCGCAGAGGGUGAUAUGGGUUCGGAGGCGCUGUGGAGCUCGUUUCCUGUUGACGUUGACUCCUUCCUGUCUAGCCGAACCUCUGCACCGUAUGGAGAGUUGGGCGGGUCAGGUAGGUAUAGUGACGUCGGUGGCAUGGGGGGAGGUGCUGGCACUGGUGCGGGAACUACGAAUGCGACGGUUGGAAACGUGAACGAACGCGUCGGCGGGGGUGACGAUGCCGACAUGUUUCGAUUAGGAUCGAACCAGUACGUAUUCCAGUAUGGCGAAGGAAACGGAGGCGGUGUAGUAGCUUCUGGCGGCAGAUCAGGUGCGCCCCAGGCCUCGAUGUCGACCGGCGGUAUGUCGUUCGACUCGUCCUUCGAGAAUUUCGGCAACGAUAUGCAGCAACAACAACAUCAAGGCGGAAACAGGGGGGGGAUGCAUAUUCGAGGCGGAACCGUGCAAGGUCAGAUGCCGAUGCAACCCAACAACAGUAACACUCAGAUAAACUUCAGCGGACAGCAGCAAGGAGCGCAGGUGCGUCAGAUGAGGUAUGUCAUGCCCGGUGCCCAAGGACAAUCUGUUGGGUACAUCCCCAUGUCGUAUCAACAGCAAUCGCAGAUCCAAGGCCAGCAGAUGCAGCAAAAUGGAAUGAUGGUGCAGCAGGCAUACCAAUACUCCCAGAUGGUGCACGUCCCCUCCAACGGCUCGCUUCAACAGGCACAUCAGCAGCAUGGGCGAGGUGUGAGAAAGUUUUCUGGUGCAGGUGUUGACGAUGAUGCUGGUAAGGGAAAACGUCCCAGCUCUUCCAAAAAGACUGACGAAAAACGCAAGGCAAGCAAAGGGAAUGAUCGUACUGGGGAGCAGCCUGUCAGUAUGCCUGCACCGGGUUCUUCCAUGCUGCCGAAUCAGAUGGUUUCAGUGGGUCUCGGCAACUAUGGCAUGCAGUCGAUGCAACCCAUUCAAGGGCAACAAUUGUACAAUCGUCAGAUGAAUGCAGCCGAUCUGAUGAUGCAGCAGCAGAAUCCAGCGGUGUCGCAGAUGUAUUCUGGCUCGAGCUCAGUCUCCACAGUGAUCUCUGGGGCUGGAAUUGGCGGUGGCAGUCGCGUUGGAGGAUCGCAGAUACAAGUGCCUCAAUACGUAGUGAAUCAAAUGACGACUGAGGAGGAGGUUGGGCUGGUGGAAUUACAAGCGAUCGUUGGUAAACUCGACAAACCAACAUCAAAGAAUAUUAAGGAGAGUUUAUAUCGCCUUGCCCUUUCAGCUCGCCACCGCGGCGGCCGAUUCAGUGAUGGCAGUGGUCAUGCGCAGGCGCCGCAACCCUCAUUUGAAAAGACAAAUAGUGUCGUGGAUCGAUGCGUAGCGAAUCUUCUGUAUCACAAAUACACUGAUUCUCCUGGUGGUACCAUCGGUACACCUGAAGCUGGGCAGCAACAGCAAAACUCGGAAGGCACCGCCACAGUGUUGCAGCAGCAGAGCAGCGGUUUGGGGGGGCGAGGGGUGAAGCCUAGCGAUAUGGCUGGGCUGAACGUUCGUGGCCGCCACGGCUCCGCGUAA